GGCCAGUGCGCCCCCCGCUCGUCAGCCCGGCCGUCCGCGCCCCGCCCAGCGCCCACCCACCCCAGCCCGACCGUCCCGGCCCCGAUCAGCCCUCCCUGCGGCCUCUUCUCUUCCCGGUGCCGGCGGCCGCGAGGCGGGAUGCUGUGGGCGCUGGUCCUGCCGGCCCUCUGGGCCUCCUGCGGAGCUCAGGCCGGUGACCAGGACGAGGACACGGCCUUCGACCUUUUCAGCAUCAGCAACAUCAACCGCAAGACCAUCGGGGCCAAGCAGUUCCGGGGGCCCGACCCCGGCGUGCCGGCCUACCGCUUCGUGCGCUUCGACUACAUCCCGCCCGUGAGUGCCGACCAGCUGGGCCGGAUCGCCCGGCUCAUGCGGCAGCGGGAGGGCUUCUUCCUGACGGCCAGCCUGCGGCAGGACCGCAAGUCGAGGGGCACGCUGCUGGCCCUCGAGGGCCCCGGCGCGCACAGGCAGUUCGAGCUGGUCUCCAACGGCCCAGCCGACACGCUGGACCUCACCUACUGGGUGGACGGCACCCAGCACGUGCUGUCCCUGGAGGACGUGGGCCUGGCCGACGCCCAGUGGAAGAACGUCACCGUGCAGGUGGCGGGCGAGACGUUCAGCCUGUACGUGGGCUGCGCCCUGAUCGACAGCUUCACGCUGGACGAGCCCUUCUACGAGCAGCUGACGACGGACAAGAGCAGGAUGUACGUGGCCAAAGGCUCCGCCCGGGAGAGCCACUUCCGGGGGUUGCUGCAGAACGUCUACUUAGUGUUUGAAGAUUCGGUGGAAGACGUUCUCAGCAGGAAAGGCUGUCCGCAAAGCCAGGGAGCGGAGGCCAACGCCAUCAGCGAGAACACGGAGACGCUGCACCUGAGCCCGGCGGUCACCACGGCGUACGUGGGCCCCAGCGCGGCGCAGCGGCCGGGCGUGUGCGAGCGCUCCUGCGAGGAGCUGGGCAGCAUGGCCAGCGAGCUGUCGGGGCUGCGCGUCGUCGUCAACCAGCUGCACGAGAGCCUCCGGAAAGUGUCCAACGACAACCAGUUCCUCUGGGAGCUCAUCGGGGGCCCCCCGAAGACCAGGAACAUGUCCGCGUGCUGGCAGGACGGCCGGUUCUUCGCGGAAAACGAGACCUGGGUGGUGGACAGCUGCACCAAAUGCACCUGCAAGAAAUUUAAAACCGUCUGCCACCAAAUCUCCUGCCCGCCGGUGACCUGCGCGAACCCGUCGCUGCUGGAGGGGGACUGCUGCCCCUCCUGCUUCCACUCGGCCGACGGUGAGGAGGGCUGGUCCCCGUGGGCCGAGUGGACCCAGUGCUCCGUCACCUGUGGGCCCGGCACCCAGCAGAGAGGAAGGUCCUGCGACGUCACCAGCAACACCUGCCUGGGGCCCUCCAUCCAGACGCGGGCCUGCAGCCUGGGCAAGUGCGACCACCGCAUCCGGCAGGACGGCGGCUGGAGCCACUGGUCGCCCUGGUCCUCCUGCUCCGCGACCUGUGGGGUCGGCAACAUCACGCGGAUCCGUCUCUGCAACUCGCCGGUGCCCCAGAUGGGGGGCAAGGGCUGCAAAGGCAGUGGCCGCGAGACGAAAGGCUGCCAGGGAGCCCCGUGUCCAAUCGACGGCCGCUGGAGCCCCUGGUCCCCGUGGUCCGCCUGCUCCGUCACCUGCGCCGGCGGCAUCCGUGAGCGGACGCGCGUCUGCAACAGCCCGGAGCCCCAGCACGGGGGGAAGGCCUGUGUGGGCGACCGCACGGAGCGGCAGAUGUGCAACAAGCGGAGCUGCCCCGCAGACGGCUGCCUGUCUAACCCCUGCUUCCCGGGCGCCCAGUGCAGCAGCUUCCCCGACGGCUCCUGGUCCUGCGGCUCCUGCCCAGUGGGUUUCCUGGGCAACGGGACCCACUGCGAGGACCUGGACGAGUGCGCCCUGGUCACCGACGUCUGCUUCUCCACGAGCAGCAAGUCCCAGCGCUGCGUCAACACCGACCCCGGGUUCCACUGCCUGCCCUGCCCGCCUCGCUACAAGGGCACCCAGCCCUUCGGGGUCGGCCUGGAGGCCGCGCAGACGGAAAAGCAGGUGUGCGAGCCCGAGAACCCGUGCCAGGACAAGACCCACCGCUGCCACCGGCAUGCCGAGUGCAUCUACCUGGGCCACUUCAGCGACCCCAUGUACAAGUGCGAGUGCCAGACGGGCUACGCGGGCGACGGGCUCAUCUGCGGGGAGGACUCGGACCUGGACGGCUGGCCCAACAAGAACCUGGUCUGUGCCACCAACGCCACCUACCACUGCAUCAAGGACAACUGCCCCCUGCUGCCCAACUCGGGGCAAGAAGACUUCGACAAGGACGGCAUCGGUGACGCCUGCGACGACGACGAUGACAACGAUGGCGUCAGCGACGAGAAGGACAACUGCCAGCUCCUCUUCAACCCGCGCCAGUUCGACUACGACAAGGACGAGGUGGGGGACCGCUGCGACAACUGCCCGCAGGUGCACAACCCCGCCCAGAUCGACACCGACCACAACGGCGAGGGCGACGCCUGCUCCGUGGACAUCGACGGCGACGACGUCUUCAACGAAGCGGACAACUGCCCCUACGUUCUACAACCCCGGACCAAGAGGGACACGGACGGCGACGGCGUGGGCGACCACUGCGACAACUGCCCCCUGGUGCACAACCCCGACCAGGUCGACGUGGACAACGACCUGGUGGGGGACCAGUGUGACGACAACGAGGACAUCGACGACGACGGCCACCAGAACAACCAGGACAACUGCCCCUACGUCUCCAACGCCAACCAGGCCGACCACGACAGCGACGGCCGCGGCGACGCCUGCGACUCGGACGACGACAACGAUGGGGUGCCCGACGACCGUGACAACUGCCGGCUGGUCUUCAACCCCGACCAGGAGGACGCGGACGGGGACGGGCGGGGCGACGCCUGCAGGGACGACUUCGACAACGACAGCGUCCCCGACAUCGACGACGUGUGUCCCGAGAACAGCGCCAUCAGCGAGACCGACUUCAGGAACUUCCAGAUGGUGCACCUGGACCCCAAGGGCACCACGCAGAUCGACCCCAACUGGGUGAUCCGCCACCAGGGCAAGGAGCUGGUGCAGACGGCCAACUCGGACCCCGGCAUCGCCGUGGGCUUCGACGAGUUCGGGUCCGUGGACUUCAGCGGCACCUUCUACGUGAACACCGACCGGGACGACGACUACGCCGGCUUCGUCUUCGGCUACCAGUCCAGCAGCCGCUUCUACGUGGUGAUGUGGAAGCAGGUGACCCAGACCUACUGGGAGGACCAGCCCACCCGCGCCUACGGCUACUCGGGCGUGUCCCUCAAGGUGGUCAACUCCACCACGGGCACCGGCGAGCACCUGCGGAACGCGCUGUGGCACACGGGGAACACGGCGGGGCAGGUGCGGACGCUGUGGCAUGACCCCAAAAACAUUGGCUGGAAGGACUACACCGCCUACAGGUGGCACCUGACACACAGGCCCCGGACAGGCUACAUACGGGUCUUGGUGCACGAAGGGAAGCAGGUCAUGGCAGACUCGGGACCCAUCUACGACCAAACCUACGCGGGCGGGCGGCUGGGCCUGUUCGUCUUCUCUCAAGAAAUGGUCUAUUUCUCGGACCUCAAGUACGAGUGCAGAGAUGUGUGACCCCGACUCGCGCGUGUCCCGCACGCACCGUAGAUGCUGUUACCAGACCCCUCAGCAUCCUGGUCCCCGGCUUCUCUCUCCGGCAGCGUCUCUGACCUUGACCUUAACUUCGAGCGGCUCUUCACCUCCUUCAACCCCAAGCCCAAGUGCCUCCAGGGGGCAGAUGCCAACGGGACCCGAAGAGGGACGCCCAGCCUGCCAGGAAGCAGUGACGGCACACGAGACUUGACGUGGCCUGACGGCCGCCGUGGCAUUGCUUCUUGUUUGUGUAGAGAGAACGACGUGUGCGUGUAAAGCGUGACUGCUGACCGUAUGUGCACACGGAGCUGCGGGCACGCUGUGCGUGAGGCGUCACCGUCACUCGGACCCCGUGCCCGGCUGCCGCUGCUCCUGUGGCGCUGUCCACGCUCGAGUCACGUUAGCUCCCACAGGAAGAGGCUCCCUCACGUCUGAAGUGGGGGUAGCCGGGCAACACAAACCCCUCCCCUAAUCUUUCCUACAGUGACAGCCCCCUCGGCAGAGAGAGAUGGGGUCUGCCCAGGAGGGAACAUCCUGCCCACUGGCUGGCGCACGGGCCGGGUGGGGCCUGGCGGGGCCUCACGGGGCUGCUCGAGCUGUCAAGGACUCGGAGAGCUCACCGGUCGCCACCUGCCCGCGUCUGACCCGAGUGCUCACCCGGCUUCUCUCCCACCUCUGCCCCGAGGCCAGGCAGGCAGAGACAGGCAGUGCCCGCCGGCGCCCGACUCCCAGUCAGGGCUCUGAAGCCACGGCCGUCGCCUGCACCCGACCGGUGACGCGUUUCAUUGAGGCUCCAGUGACACACGCUGUGCCCGUAUUUAUUGAAGGAGACAGAAGGCAGUUCCUCCAGGGACUCACUUGACAUCUGUCAGGGCUCACGGAGGGCGUGCGAGGUCCAGAAGCACCUGGCCAGCACGUGAGACAAAGGCGGUGACAGCAGAUCUUCCUGUCAAACACGGGGCUCGAUAAUUUAUGUUGUCAGACCAAGCGUGCUGUAAAAUGCGGUAGAAUAAACAAAUGGUGAUGAGCGCUGAGA
Molecule: messenger RNA, 4714 nt
Organism: Myotis lucifugus (little brown bat)
Lineage: Eukaryota; Metazoa; Chordata; Mammalia; Chiroptera; Vespertilionidae
Gene: THBS2
Product: thrombospondin 2
Biological process (GO): negative regulation of angiogenesis; cell adhesion
Cellular component (GO): extracellular region
Molecular function (GO): protein binding; calcium ion binding
Source: RefSeq, a predicted model, not a curated record